AUGCUCGAUAUGGACCACGAUGCAGGUGCAGAGGAUUAUGCUCCUGUAGCUGAAGCCGAUGUUGAGCCUGAGGUACCGUUGGAGGCAGAUGUAGAUGCAUCACUACCUCACAGGCCGUCGGUGGAGGAGAUUCUGGACGAGGACUCCAGCUAUCCACAGGCUCGUUAUGCUCAAGUCUUCUCCGGUGCAGGGCAGUCUUUGGGUGAGUCGAAGACACUGUUCACGAGCAUUCACGAUGAGCAGAUUUUGCAAGGAUCUGAAAUAUACGGACCAUUCGAAAACAAUGAGGAGUGGGAAUUGGCGAAGUGGCUCAUCCAGAAUGUGGGACAUACACAGGCAGAGAACUUCUUGAAGCUUCCUAUCAUCAGCAGUCGCGUCCAUCCCUCCUAUCAUAACAAAGAUGCUUUGCUAAGCGCAGUUGACUCGCUACCCAGCGGAGUUGACUGGAGGUGUGAGGAUAUUGAACUCACUGGGGAUCUCCCUGAUCAAGACGGAAAUGUCCUGACAGAAAACCUAGAGCUGUGGUUCCGCGAUCCACUUGAGUGCAUCCGCGAGCUCUUCAACAAUCCUGUUUUUGAAGACGUCAUGAAGUACGCACCGGAGCGUCAGUUUGCCGAUGAAAAUGGUGAAGUUCAGAUCACAAGUGAGAUGUGGACAGCGGAGUGGUGGUCAAACCUGCAGGAACGCCUUCCUCCCGGUGCCACAAUUGCACCGGUCAUACUGUUGUCCGACAAGACAAGGUUAUCACAGUUCCGUGGAGACAAAAGUGCCUGGCCGGUAUAUCUUACCAUCGGCAACAUCGCCAAGGACGUGCGUCGCAAGGCCUCCUCUCAUGCCACGGUCUUGAUUGGAUAUCUUCCUGUCGGCAAGCUAGACUGUUUCAGUGAUAAAACUAGGUCCAUUGUGAAGUACUGA
Molecule: messenger RNA, 915 nt
Organism: Sparassis crispa
Lineage: Eukaryota; Fungi; Basidiomycota; Agaricomycetes; Polyporales; Sparassidaceae
Exons: 3
Coding region: 1-915 (304 amino acids)
Source: RefSeq, a predicted model, not a curated record